AUGGCCUCCCGACACCCGAUGCCAAACACCUACAACCACCCGGCGCCCAAGACCAAGACCGCGUCGUCGACGUCGACGUCCUCUACCUCGGACGCGAUCAAAUCCUUCUUCACCAUCGCGCCGUCGUAUCCCAUCAUGCACUCGUCCACGUCUCGAUACCCUCUGCCCACGGCCCACGCGACUGAGUCGAAACAGGCAACAACUGAUACCUCGCGGAACGAGCAUCGAGAUACGCAAGCACAGACGCAGACGCAGACGCAGGCGGGUGUACGGUCUUCGGAGGAUUCGUGGGAUACCAUCGAUCGCUUCAAGGAGGAGCAGGAGAGACGAGGUUAA
Colletotrichum karsti is the source of this 336-nucleotide messenger RNA. RefSeq lists its product as uncharacterized. The transcript has a single exon. Bases 1 to 336 code for a protein of 111 amino acids. NCBI's taxonomy places the organism in Eukaryota, Fungi, Ascomycota, Sordariomycetes, Glomerellales, Glomerellaceae. The record is from RefSeq and is a predicted model, not a curated record.